This is a messenger RNA of Microthlaspi erraticum, 1197 nucleotides long. Lineage: Eukaryota; Viridiplantae; Streptophyta; Magnoliopsida; Brassicales; Brassicaceae. The record is from the annotation of a GenBank genome assembly.
AUGUCGAUGGCUUUGCUUUUGUCCUCGCCGUCGAUAACUUGUCCUCACCGGGGCUUGGGAUCUUCUACUUCUCGUCGUCUUCGAGUUUCGUGUGUUACCACGAACCCUGCCAGGAAUAAAAAUGAAACAGGCAAUCAUUUUAGACCCAUCAAAGAAGUAAAUAACCAAAUAACACACACAAUAUCACAAGAGAAGCUUGAGAUCUUCAAAUCAAUGGAGAAUUGGGCAGAACACAAACUACUACCUUAUCUCAAACCAGUGGAAGAGUCAUGGCAACCACAAGAUUUUCUGCCGGAGCCGGAGACCGACGACGAAUUCUACGACCAAGUCAAAGAGAUGAGAGAAAGAGCAAAGGACAUACCUGAUGAUUACUUUGUGGUUCUUGUCGGAGAUAUGAUAACAGAAGAAGCACUUCCAACAUAUCAAACGACGUUAAACACACUUGACGGCGUUAAGGACGAAACCGGUGGUAGUUUAUCUCCCUGGGCGGUUUGGAUUAGAGCUUGGACAGCUGAGGAAAACCGUCACGGUGAUUUGCUCAAUAAAUAUCUUUAUCUAAGUGGUCGUGUUGAUAUGCGACAUGUUGAGAAGACUAUUCAAUACCUCAUUGGUUCUGGUAUGGAUUCAAAAUUUGAGAACGAUCCUUACAACGGAUUCAUCUACACUUCCUUCCAAGAGCGAGCGACUUUCAUUUCUCACGGCAACACGGCGAGGCUAGCCACAACCUACGGCGACGCAACCCUCGCGAAGAUCUGCGGCACGAUCGCCGCCGACGAGAAGCGACACGAGACGGCUUACACGAAGAUCGUGGAGAAGCUAUUCGAGAUCGACCCCGACGGGUCAGUUCAGGCGCUGGCGAGCAUGAUGAAGAAGAGGAUCACUAUGCCAGCUCAUCUCAUGCACGACGGAAGAGAUAACGAUCUGUUUGAUCAUUACGCGGCUGUGGCGCAGCGAAUCGGAGUUUACACGGCGGCUGAUUACGCUGGGAUCCUAGAGUUUCUGUUGCGGCGGUGGAAGGUGGAGAGUUUGGGGUCAGGGCUAUCAGGGGAAGGAAGGAGAGCACAGGAUUAUCUGUGCACCUUGCCGCAGAGGAUCAAGAGGUUAGAGGAAAGAGCCAACGACAGAGUCAAACUUCAGUCAAAGUCAAAACCCUCUGUUUCUUUCAGCUGGGUUUUCGGUAGAGAUGUACAACUAUAG